UUCUUUCUGUUAUGUUUUUCUAAUAAUUCUCAUAUUUCUUGUUCUGUUUCGUCUUUCCAUUGAUAAAGCAUGAAGCUUUCAUUUUAUUUUAAUUGCCCUUUUUUUGGUAAGAAGCUUUCUAGCUAUGGCAGAAAAGGAUCAAUUACAGUGAAUUCUUGCCUUUUCACUGAAGUUUGGAAUCAUGAUCCUUGUGUGGAAAAAGAGAAUUUGGGGUGGUGAUUGCAAUUUUUUUCUGGUUCUUGUGUGGAAUUCCUGAUUGAGAACAAAGAAUCUUCACAGUUUUUCAUUUUCCAGUGUCUUCUUAUUAACUAUCAAGAAAGGUAUAUCAUCAUACAUUUCAAUAAGGUGGGUAUGAUUUCACAAUAAGAAAAGAAAAUUUUGUUCAAAGGGUUUUGGAUCUCUGUAUAUGUUCUUGUAGAUAGAAAUCACAACGAUUGUUUUAUAAUGAUAUUUUAUGAUUCUAGUUGAUGGAAAAAGAUCAACCCCAAUUUUUAUCCUAGUAUUUGGGGACCUGUGGAGAAGAAUAAACCAUUACAAUGUUCAUGAAAACAAGGACUUUUAUUCGUUAAUUGAAAAUAGAUGAAUGAUUUGUAGAGUGUAAUAGACAUUGUUCCCUACAAAUGGAUUUCUUGUUACAAACAAGAUUGCUUCAUGUUCACUCUCAUAUUUUUCUAUAAAUUUUGAGUUUUUAGUUACCAAUCCACAAAGAAAAACGACUGAGAGAGAGACAGAUGUCAUCCCUUUUUGCAUUCCUUUCGUUUGAAUUAGUUUCUUCCAGUGAAUCAAAAAUUCCUGUAUGACUCGGGAAUCACCUUAGUCGGAUGGGACCAGGACACUAGCGAUUUGGGGCCAAAAUUUCUGGUUUGUAAUUUUUACCAGGACAGGUGCUGGAAUAGUGGGAGUCUGACCGGGGGAAGCAGAAUAGCACCCCUGCCAAUUCGGAGCUUGAUCCGAUAUUUGAAUAACUGGUUGUCUUGUUAGUUCUAACAAAUAAUUGAAAAUGGCACAAUUGGAGCCAUUUUCUCGCACAAUAUCCUCAACUUAUCUCGCAUAUGAGGACCGAGUUCCGGCCGAUCUUUUUGCAGUGUCUGAACUUUCAACAUCCUCUUGUAACCAAAGGAUUAAUAGUAAUAGCAAUGUGAAUAACAGUAAUAAUGCUAACACCAAUAUACCUAAGCCUCCUCCGCUCCCUUCUUCUCUUGGUUAUUCUAAGACCCCUGAUCCUUCCCAUAGGCGCUCAGGCUACAGUUGGGUCCCAAAAGAAACAAAGAACACAUGGGAGAGGUUGUUUGAAGAAGGGUACAGAGCUGAUGUUCAUAUUCUAACUGAUGACAAGGCCGUCAUCCCUUCUCACUCAAACAUUCUUGGUGUCGCUUCACCCGUUUUCCGGAACAUAUUAAAUCAGAUGAGAGCAAAGGAUCGCAUUCCAUGUAUCAGAAUUCCUGGUGUACCUUCAGAAGCUGUGCGCACUUUUGUGCGCUUCCUUUACUCUUCCUGCUAUGAGAAGGAAGCAAUGAAACGGUUUGUCCUGCACUUGCUGGUCCUAUCGCACACAUUCUCGGUUCCAUCCCUUAAAAGAGUGUGUAGUGAACACUUGGAACAUGGGCUUUUGACGAUGGAGAAUGUGAUUGAUGCUUUGCAAUUGGCUCGCAUGUGUGAUGCUUCACGACUUGAACUCUUGUGUAUCCGCUUUAUUGUGAACAAUUUCAAAAGCAUUUCAACUUCAGAAGGGUGGAAGGUGAUGAGGAAAACCGAUCCUCAGCUUGAACAGGAGCUUCUUGAAUACGUUGUGGAGGCUGAUUCGAGAAAGCAAGAGAAGACGAAGAGAAUCGAGGAGAGGAAGAUAUACUUGCAACUGUAUGAUGCCAUGGAGGCCCUGAUGCACAUAUGCAAAGAUGGGUGCAGGAACAUUGGACCUCACGACAAAGUACUGAAAGGCGGUGAGGGAGCCUGCAAUUUUCCAGCUUGUAAGGGGCUCGAAUUGCUUGUUCGCCAUUUCUCAAGCUGCAAGGUUCGGGUACCUGGUGGGUGCACCCAUUGCAAGAGAAUGUGGCAGCUGCUUGAGCUCCAUUCUCGCAUGUGUGGGGAACCUGACGUAUGCAAGGUCCCACUAUGCAAGCAUUUUAAGGAGAAGAUGAAGCAGCAGAGCAAGAAGGAUGAGGUGAAAUGGAAUCUGCUGGUGAGCAAAGUUAUGGCUGCUAAAGCCACUGUCAAUUCUUUGUCAAAGUUUAAGGCUUCUGGCCCUUAUGGGAUAAAUAUAAAUACCUGGUAAUGUUAAUUUUGUGUCAUAGUAAGCACCCCCUGCACAUGGAGUGUCAAACGUACUGCAUGUUCAAGAAUAAAGAUUGUGACAAAUUUGUGAAUUACUCAAAAAGAAAACCACAAUGUGACACAUUUGUUUGUGUUUUCAUAAAUGUGAAGCUGUGGGCCUUCUGUGA
This is a messenger RNA of Amborella trichopoda, 2438 nucleotides long. The record is from RefSeq and is a predicted model, not a curated record. Lineage: Eukaryota; Viridiplantae; Streptophyta; Magnoliopsida; Amborellales; Amborellaceae.